ACCGCAGUCAAAGCCGUUUAAUUUAUUGCGACACCGCAACAAAGUAACAAUGAGUGAUUUCAACAUUUCUUUUAAUUUAUUUGGAGUAUAUGACAACUUCGAUGACUGGGAUGCAGCAGAAGAAAAGGAAAUUAAUAAGAGGAAAAGAAAGCAACGGCACAAGGAGUUAACACCGGGAGAAUUAAAUCAAAUAGAAGAUGACAAAGAUGAGAUCAACACCAAAAAAACAACAAAAUGGGCAGUUAAUAUACUGACAGACUUUCUUGAACAAAAACGAAUGGACUCCAACUUGGUAAACUACACCGCUGAUGCUCUUAAUGAGACUCUGCGGGAGUUUUAUGCCGCUGUCCAGUCCACCAAGACAGGAGGGGAGUACAGCAUAGCCAGCCUAAGGAGUCUGAGAGCCGGUAUUAAACGUUAUAUAGUUGGCUUCAAUAUUAUAACUGACACCAGAUUCAGGACCAGCAAUGCCGUGUUUACAUCCGUAAUUAAACGGUACAGGAAAAGUGGUAAAGAUACUAGCCUCCACCAUCCCCGUAUCUCCGAGUCGGACCUCAAACGUAUUAGAUCUUCAACUGCACUGUCUCCUGAUUCGCCCGUCGGCCUGGUCAGAAAAGUGUGGUUCGACAUCCAAAUAUGUUUGGCUCGGCGUGGCAGGGAGGGAACCCGGGAGCUAUCCAUGUCAUCUUUCAUCCUACAGAGAGACGAGGAUGGGGUGGAAUAUGUCAGCCUGGCGCACAAUCCCCAAAGCAAGAAUCACAAAGACCCGAAUGAACUUGAAAAGGAAAACCUACGAGGGUUUAUGUUUGCCAGGCCUGAGGAUCCGCUGUGUCCGGUGGAAAGUUUCAAGAAAUAUAUUGCGAAAUGUCCAUCAGAUGCCAAAUCGUUCUACCUCCACCCAAAGCGCACCCUGUCCUCCGGCGUGUGGUACACCCGGGAGCCGAUGGGUGUCCACUACCUCGGGAACAUGUUAAAAAGAAUCAGCGAAGAGGUGGGUCUUUCGCAGAUCUACACAAACCACAGCCUCCGAAGCACCGCUGUAGGUCGGCUCUCAGACGCCGGCCUGGAGAGUGGUCAAAUAAUUCCGGUGACAGGCCAUCGAUGCGAGAGCAGCCUUCGUGCUUACUGGGCUCCGUCAGUGCAGGAGAGACGAGAAUGGAGCCACGUCUUGUCAUCAAGUGUCCCGAGAAACAGUGCCCCUGCUGUCCAACACCCUCCUUCACAGGCCGCUAUGCCGGACUUGCCUGUAACGCUGUCAAAUUGCACCAUAAAUGGAAACGUCGAAUUUAAUUUUAAAUAAAACAGCUGAACAGGCUAAUUAAUUGUCAAUAGGGCUUGGGUGUCAUGAAGUAAUUACUUUGCGUGACCGCCAUGUUGAUGGCCUCCUUUACCGCUACCUGCCGCUGGAACUUCAUAUGGAUCCAAAUUAUUAAUAAUGCUGAUUUUGUCAGCAUUAUUAUCACCAUACCGGUCCCUGGCAUCUCUAUUUAAUGUGUCCCGGUAAAUUCCAGAUCCUUUUCGGGAUUUUAACAUAUUUUUUCUAGCUAUUCUUUCUCAACUCUACUGCUACUUCUCUUCGUUCAACAACGUUAUGUCAGAGUUAUGUUAACCACGUUUUCGUAGCCAUCAACAUGGCCGCCACGUCCCACAAUGCAACGCGGAUCCCACGCCCUAUUAAUUGUUUGCAUGUUUCUUUUAAAUAAAAACUACCUAUGGUACCUAUGCCUACAUCCAGUCGGCAUGAAAAAUGGCAUGAAUUAUGGUUGCAAGCCUCAUGAAAGUCGUAGU
Molecule: messenger RNA, 1788 nt
Organism: Gadus chalcogrammus (walleye pollock)
Lineage: Eukaryota; Metazoa; Chordata; Actinopteri; Gadiformes; Gadidae
Product: zinc finger MYM-type protein 3-like
Exons: 2
Coding region: 50-1300 (416 amino acids)
Biological process (GO): DNA recombination; DNA integration
Molecular function (GO): DNA binding
Source: RefSeq, a predicted model, not a curated record